UGCAGAAGCCUUCCCAGGACAGAUCUUGGGAAUGCCAAUAUCCGCUUGUUCCAUGCAAAAGAAAAUGGAGACGUGGCUCGUUUUGACGGCACUCCUGCUUUCACUCUCUCUGGCUGCCGCCGCCGGCACGGAGACGGUGAAAGUGAUCACCACCCCAGUCUUCCCCCACAUCCCUCGACUUCAGGCAAGCAAGGAUUUCCAGGUGCUCGUGCGCGUCGAGGCGCCACCGGCGCUGCAGCAGCAUAGACGCGUCCCCGUCGACCUCGCCGUGGUGCUCGACGUGGGUGCCAGCACCGGCACCGGCACCGGCGUGCCGAGGCUGGAUGCGGUGAAGAAGGCGGUCAAGUUUAUCAUCAGCCAGGUCCACGACAACGACCGUCUCGCCGUCGUCGGGCCGUCCAACUAUCGGCUAGUCACCGGGUUCAAGGACACCUACGACGCCCGACACAAUGCCCAGAAAUCCGUCGAGCAGCUGCAGCACCGUGGUGAGUUCACGUCGGGCGCCGGCUUGGAGGAGGCCAUCAAGAUCCUGGAGGAGCUACCGGCGACGGCGAGCCGUAGCAGCCGCGCGCGCUUCGUCAUCUUGGUGACGGACAGGGCAGUGGCAGAGGGCAGCAGCAGAUUCAGCAAGCUGCCGCGCGAGUCCCUCCCCCCGGUGCACACGUUCGGGCUCGGCGAGGCGCACGACCCCAGGGAGCUGUUGCAUAUCGCCAGGGAAUCCCAGGGCACCUACUCAUUCGUGGACGACCAGAACACGGACGGCAUCACCGGCGCCAUCGCCGUCUGCCUCAGCGGGCUCAAGAACGUGGUCGCCGUCGGCGCGCGCGUCCGCCUUGAGACGCCCGUCGGGAGCGGGGUCACCAUCGAGAGGAUCCAGUCGGGGGGAUACACAUACAGCAGGACUCGCCCCAUCACCACCAGAGACGACAAGACGUACGUCGAGGUCGCCCUCGGCGCCCUAUACGCCGGCGAGGUGAAGAGCUUCCUCGUCCACCUCAGCGUGCCUGCUCUUCUUGCUUCGACGUCGACCGUCGUCGCCGACGGCUGCUACAGGCAACAGCUGCUCACCGCCAGCCUCGUCGGCCACUACACCACCAGCGACGAAGAAUAUGCUGCGGCUCCAGCUUCUCCAAGUCCAACGGUGACACAGGCAAUCUUGUACGUGCAAAGGCCGCCGCCGGAAGCCCUCGACGUCUUCUGCGGCGGCGCGCUGCAGACAGUCCCCGUCCCCGUGGUGAUGAACCACAUCGCGCGGUUCGGCGUGCUGGAGAUGGUGGCCACCUUCGUCGACACCGACAUCGGGCGGCAUAGCACCGUCACCGCGGAAGUGGCGACGAAGCUGCGGGCCCAGUGGGAGAAGUUUGUGCAGGCGCGGCAGUUCUGGAGCGGCCUGGACCUGGGAGUCCUCGAGGACGAGGUCAGCUGGAUGGUUAACAUCCUAGAAAAAGCAGCAAGCAGAAGCGGCUCGUCGGCGGCGACGGCCUACAUGCUGUCGUGGCUGUCGAGCUACCAGAUGCAGCGACCGACGGCCAUGGGAUCCCCGGACAGCGUCGCGGCCGCUUUCGUCACCGUGAACAUGCAGCUCACACUGCUGGAGGUGAGGAAAGGCAUCGUCACACUUCCUCCACCACAACCACCAAUCGUCUGCGUGGAUCCACUGCCGCCGCCGCUGUUCAAGCCGUCCGGACGGAACGACGACACCUACCGCGUCGUCAACACCGCUUACCCGCCGAGCGUACUGGUGGACGCCAUCAACGAAGCAAUGAAGCAGAUGCACCUGGCGUUGGUUCAGGCGAGCAAACUCCAGCGAUGCGAUGGUGCCGGCGUCGAUGCGAUGAUGCCACGGGCAGCUGGCGCAUUCGCAUGAUCCAGACACCGGCCGACGAUCCAUCAGUCAUUCACCUACUGCUGCUGUCCUACCAUAUAUAUAUGUUCUUGAUUUCUUGUUUUUUUCCUAAAAAAUAAAGGAGAGCAUCAAUUUGCAUUGGCGUAAAUUUUAUUUUCUUUAAUUAGACGAGGGAGUGUACGAAUCACUGUCAACACUCAAUGCAACACCACCUCAAAGCAUUGUAUUGUAACCAAGCAUGUGAUAAUAUAUAUAAUAAGCAAUCGGUCCGCAUGCAUUUAUGCACUGUUAUUAUA
Molecule: messenger RNA, 2142 nt
Organism: Zea mays
Lineage: Eukaryota; Viridiplantae; Streptophyta; Magnoliopsida; Poales; Poaceae
Exons: 4
Coding region: 32-1867 (611 amino acids)
Source: RefSeq, a predicted model, not a curated record